Messenger RNA from Anopheles coustani, 1407 nucleotides. RefSeq names its product angiopoietin-related protein 2-like. The record is from RefSeq and is a predicted model, not a curated record. Lineage: Eukaryota; Metazoa; Arthropoda; Insecta; Diptera; Culicidae. The coding region runs from base 1 to 1407 and encodes 468 amino acids. The transcript has a single exon.
AUGGAUUUGCUAAUCGGUAAGCUAGACAAGCUGCAGGAAAAACUGCUGGACAUCGAACGGAAUCAAAGACCGAACGAAAGCUACCGGAACCUGGAGGCUGCAGAGUCUGGCAGUAAGACGAACGAAAACGACCUGCGUGCCAAGUUGGAGGAAAUGGAACGAAGCAGUAUGGUACGACACCACGAUCUUGAAAGAAAGCUGGAUAAGAUGGAACGUGAAAUGAUGGCGAGCAAAAUAGUUUACUUACAAGACAAACUGCAGGACAUAGAGCAGAUGCAGAAGACCAGCGAAAGCUUUCGUGCGGGGCCCGUAAAGAGUGCUGAGCCGAGCACCUAUUCGAAGAAAAAGAAUCUGCUGGACGGACUGGAACGCCGUAUGACGGCAAAAGAGGCAUUUCUGCAGAACAAGCUGGAAGAAAUCGAGCUUGAGAACAAGACGAGAGAUGAAAAGUUAAGAUGUUUGGAAGAGAAAUUACAUGACAUCGAGCAGAAUCUCAAAAGGAGCAUUAGCUAUGCGCCAUCCGAGGCUAGCACCAAGGCGAUCGAGGAUGACCUCUGCAACAAGUUGGACGACAUGGAACAAUGCAUAACAGCAGAUGAGAAUGUAGUGCAGAGCAACCCAGAAGAAGUAGAGCAGUUGUCGACUGACUCAAAUUUCCAAAAGAGGCAGAGCGAAGUGGAAAACAGUAUGAAAGCAAAGGAAGACGCCUUAAAGGAAACGGAAAAGAAACUGACUGCUCAGUUCAACAGUCUGGAUGAAAAAUUGGAGGAAAACCUCGAAAAGCAGCGUGACCAUUCUGCAGUGGUACCGAAAGUUGUAAACAGUCUAGUUGAUUCGAACAAAUAUUGCUCGGAUAUUGCAACGAAACAUGGUGGAAAACACCGAGUCGCAUUUCAGUUCAAUCAGCCUGCACUGGUAUACUGUGACCAUACCGAAUUUGGUGAUGGUUGGAUUGUUUUCCAACACCGAUACAACGGUCAAGUGAACUUUUUCCGUAAUUGGGAUGACUAUCGGGAUGGUUUUGGAAACUUGGACGGUGAAUUUUGGCUUGGACUGCAGCAUCUUCAUAAGCUCACCUCUGGCGGAAAGUAUCAACUAUUGGUGGAGAUGGAAGAUCACGCUGGAAAGUACGUAUAUGCAAAAUACGAUGAAUUCGCAGUUCUAAGUGAAAAAGACUGGUACAAACUGGAAGUUGGGUGUUACAGUGGGACAGCAGGAGAUUUUAUGCUAAUCAGCAAAGGUUACCAUUUUGAUACUGAGGAAGAAGACCAUAUUUUGCUAAAAAAUCCUGGCAACUGGUAUGGAGGCUGGUGGAGUAAGCCAGCCGAUUGUCAAUAUGUGAAUUUCAACGGUUCAGAAAUUGGGACGAUGGCUUUUACUAGAAUGAUGCUACGUAAAACUGGUUAA